CUCGUACGCAGUAGAACCAAGGAUAGCCCUUCACUCACCACUCACGCUUCUAGUACAUUCUGGACCUCUCCCCCUUGCUCUGCUCGGCGACAACAACAACAAUAUCAACUUUUUCAAAGAGACACAGGAGAGACUGAUCGCCACCUAAUCCUCCUUCUUACCUCCCCUCUCUCCGACCCGAGUCCUCCCUCGCGCGCGAUCCAUCUCUAAAACCACCCAACGACAACCACCCCAAGCGAGAGAGACCGACGCCACAAUGUCGACCGCAGUCGUGUCCGCCGACGACGCGCUCGAGCCGAGCCUGCAGUCCAUCCUGGACCAGAAGUCGCUGCGCUGGAUCUUUGUCGGCGGCAAGGGUGGCGUGGGCAAGACGACGACGUCGUGCUCCCUGGCGAUCCAGCUGGCCAAGGUGCGCCGCUCGGUGCUCCUCAUCUCGACCGACCCGGCGCACAACCUGUCGGACGCCUUCUCGCAGAAGUUUGGCAAGGACGCGCGGCUCAUCGACGGCUACACGAACCUUAGCGCCAUGGAGAUUGACCCGAACGGCUCGAUCCAGGACCUGCUCGCGGGCCAGGGCGGCGGCGACGACGGCUCCCCUGGCGGCGACGGCCCGGCGGGGGGCAUGGGCGGGAUGAUGCAGGACCUGGCGUUUGCGAUCCCGGGCAUCGACGAGGCCAUGUCGUUCGCCGAGGUGCUCAAGCAGGUCAAGUCGCUCUCGUACGAGGUCAUUGUGUUCGACACGGCGCCGACGGGCCACACGCUGCGCUUCCUGCAGUUCCCCUCGGUGCUGGAAAAGGCCCUCGCAAAAGUCUCGCAGCUCUCGUCCCAGUACGGCCCCCUGCUCAACGGCUUCCUCGGCUCGAGCGGGCAGCUGCCCAACGGGCAGAACCUCAACGACAUGAUGGCCAAGCUCGAGGAGCUGCGCGCCACCAUCUCCGAGGUCAACGCGCAGUUCAAGGACGAGAACCUGACGACCUUUGUGUGCGUGUGCAUCGCAGAGUUCCUCUCGCUGUACGAGACGGAGCGCAUGAUCCAGGAGCUCGCGUCGUACAGCAUCGACACGCACUGCAUCGUCGUCAACCAGCUCCUCUUCCCCAAGGAAGGCAGCAACUGCGAGCAGUGCGGCGCCCGCAGGAAGAUGCAGAAAAAGUACCUCGACCAGAUCGAGGAGCUGUACGACGAGUUCAACGUCGUCAGGAUGCCCCUGCUCGUCGAGGAGGUCCGCGGCAGGGACAGGCUCGAGAAGUUCAGCGAGAUGCUCAUCCACCCUUUUGUGCCGCCCCAGUAAGUUAUUAAGAAUGCGGGCUGGGGGGGGGCGCCUCUUGUUGUUGUUUUUGGGUUUGGCGAUAGGGGAGCAUGGAGUUCUUUGGGUUG
Microdochium trichocladiopsis is the source of this 1374-nucleotide messenger RNA. RefSeq names its product anion-transporting ATPase. The record is from RefSeq and is a predicted model, not a curated record. Gene Ontology annotation, molecular function: ATP binding; ATP hydrolysis activity. Bases 257 to 1288 code for a protein of 343 amino acids. NCBI's taxonomy places the organism in Eukaryota, Fungi, Ascomycota, Sordariomycetes, Xylariales, Microdochiaceae. The transcript has a single exon. Gene Ontology annotation, cellular component: GET complex. Gene Ontology annotation, biological process: post-translational protein targeting to endoplasmic reticulum membrane.